Molecule: messenger RNA, 1171 nt
Organism: Halteromyces radiatus
Lineage: Eukaryota; Fungi; Mucoromycota; Mucoromycetes; Mucorales; Cunninghamellaceae
Product: kinase-like domain-containing protein
Exons: 8
Coding region: 31-1104 (357 amino acids)
Biological process (GO): cellular response to oxidative stress; protein phosphorylation
Molecular function (GO): calcium/calmodulin-dependent protein kinase activity; ATP binding
Source: RefSeq, a predicted model, not a curated record
UUUUUUUUUUUUUCUUUUUCUGUUAUCAUAAUGGGUUUAUUUAGUGCUCUUGAUACCAUAGUCCAUGGUGGAGUUGCUCAACCAGAAUCAUAUGAAAAGAAACAAAACUAUGAAUUUGCUGAAGAACUAGGUGCUGGAACUUUUGGUUCGGUCAAAAGAGCAAAACGUAUAUUUGACAAAAAGGAAGUGGCCAUUAAAGUGAUUCCAAAAAAGAUUGUGAAAGGACAUUAUGAUAUGGUAUUUGAUGAAAUGAAAGUUUUACAAAAAUUGAACCAUCCUAAUGUUAUUGGGUUUUAUGAUUGGUUUGAAUCAAGAGACAAGUUUUAUUUGGUAUUUGAAUUAGCUACUGGUGGUGAACUCUUUGAACGAUUAUUUGAAAGAGGAAAAUUUACUGAAAAGGAUGCUGUAUUGGUCAUAAAAUCUGUCUUAACGGGUCUUGAAUACCUUCAUGCACACGAUGUGGUUCAUCGAGAUAUGAAGCCUGAAAACUUAUUAUUCAAGAAUAGUGAUAGUGAUGCUGACCUUGUUAUAUGUGAUUUUGGAAUUGCCAAGGCUGGUGAUGAAGAUAGUUCUUUAAAUACUGUAUGUGGUUCUCCUGGUUAUGUCGCUCCUGAAGUCUUGUUACGAAAAUCUUAUGGAGCUCCUGUUGACAUGUGGGCUAUUGGUGUAAUUACUUAUACAUUACUCUGUGGAUAUCAACCUUUUCAAGCGGAAGAUCAAGUAGAAUUAACAGAUGAAAUCACCCAUGCGAGAUACGAAUUCCAUGAACGAUAUUGGCGUAAUGUAUCUCAAGAUGCCAAGGAUUUUAUUCGCCAGCUUUUACAGUUAGAUCCCAGCAAACGACCCACAGCAACGGAAGCUUUGAAGAACAAAUGGAUGACCGGCAAUGAAGCAUUGGAUGUAGAUAUUUUGGAUACAGUUCGUGAGAAUUUCAACGCUAAACGUAAAUUCAAAAGUGCGGUACGUGCGGUCAAGGCAAUGAAUAGGAUGCGUUCUGGCAGUACUUCCACUUCCACUUCCAAUGGUGUCAAGGAUAUCUCUUCUCUUGUUUCUGCUCUUGGUACUAAAACAAAUUCUACCAAUCCUCCUGCUGUUGCCAAUUGAUCCUAUUCUCAUUUUUAUUUUUUAUUUUGAUUAUUGUUAUUACUAUUAUUAUUAUCAUUAUUCUUAU